AUGAGCAACGUGAGACUGGCUUGGCUGGACCUGGAUCAGGUGUUCACUGAGGAACCUCUGAGGACCUGGCAUCAUGACCGUCUCGACGCAGUGCGGGUGGAGUUGCUACGUAGGUACGGUGGAACCUAUCUGGACCUGGACCUGAUCACCCUCCGCCCGCUGCCCUCCUCCAACAACUGGCUGGCCAGGGAACAAAGUAGUCAGGUCAACAAUGCCAUUAUGAGCUUCGCUCCAGCACACCAGUUACUGCAGGCGAUUGUUACAGCCAUACCCGCUGCCUAUGAUCCUCACAUGUGCUGCAGCAUCGGUCCUGUGCUGUUAACUUCACAACUUCACCGACUGUGUCCUAACAACAUCACCAUCCCAGCCUCCGUUAGUUCCGACCAGCUGGAGAUCUGUGGCGACAUCACUGUCUGGCCCAAUAAGUUAUUUUAUCCCAUCCCUUACGGAUACAAGCAGUUUCAGUUGGUGAGCAUCUUCACUGAAGGUGCAGGUCUGGGUCAAACUUUCUUCACUAGUACCGUGGCCAUUUGCCUUCACCUUUGCCACUCUUUCACGCACAAACUGACUGUUAGCGUUGCUGGAGACUCCAUAAUGAAGGAAGCUGCCGUCAGGAAUUGCCCUCAAGUGGUGGAAGUUCUUAAAAGACAUAAGAUGCAUCUGUAGUAGCCUAGUAUCAAGUGGGUGUUAGUUCACUAGUCAACUCAGCGUCAACUAGGUGAGUACAGAUAGGAAGUACGUCUGUCUCGCGCUCAGCAGACGGAGGAUCAAGCCUCCAUCCACUAUGUCUUGAGCACUUAACAUGAAUUAUUAAUUUAUUGAUCAGGCUGAAAAAAAGAGAAAACUGAAGUGGGUGACAUAUUCAGCGAUGCCGGGCCAUAGGCAGGACACUGAAGUGUACAUGUAUUGUAUACAGUACCGACAAGAUGUAGAAUAAGACACAUACAUGUGCAACAUCUGGGUAUCUUUAUUUGUAGAAGUAUCGCCAUCCAGUGGCUUUAUCAAUAAAGAUUCAAGAGCAUAACUGGAAGACUGUAGAACUAUGUACAAAAGACGAGGUAAUCUGUCCCUCAGUCUUGGAGUUGGUGAAGAGCACCGUAGUCUUUUAUAUAUAGUUCUACAGUCAUCCAAUUAUGUCCUUGAAUUUAUUUUGAUAAAGCCACUAGAUAGCGAAACGUCUACAAAGAUACCCAGUUACUGCUAGAUGAACAUGGUCAGCAGGUAUCUUACAGGAACACGUCCUUAUGUUUCCACCCGUAACAGGGAUCUAACAACGGACCUCAGUGUAUGAACCGAGUGCGCUACCAACCGAGCUAAGUGUCAAAGUAAGCAGCAAUUAUUAGAUUUCGGAUCCCCGACCCAGUUAUUUUUCUGGUUUUUGAAAUUAUCCCAAGCUUCCAUGGGGUACUUAUGUGUGUGUGUGGCAGGUGCUUCGUGUGUCUUGAGAAAUGUGGUGUGUCUCUACUCUGUCAGACCAUGAAGAUGUGACAGAAGCAUCGUUGUCAUCAACACUCAUUCAUACUAUCAAGGACCCCAGUGGAAAUAAGUCACGGACCCCAGUGGAAAUAAGUCAAGGACCCCAGUGGAAAUAACUCAAGGACCCCAGUGGAAAUAAGUCAAGGACCCCAGUGGAAAUAAGUCAAGGACCCCAGUAGAAAUAAGUCAAGGACCCCAGUGGAAAUAAGUCAAGGACCCCAGUGGAAAUAAGUCAAGGACCCCAGUGAAAAUAAGUCAAGGACCCCAGUGGAAAUAAGUCAAGGACCCCAGUGGAAAUAAGUCAAGGACCCCAGUGGAAAUAAGUCAAGGACCCCAGUGGCAAUAAGUCAAGGACCCCAGUGGAAAUAAGUGAAGGACCCCAGUGGAAAUAAGUCAAGGACCCCAGUGGAAAUAAGUCAAGACCCCAGUGAAAAUAAGUCAAGGACCCCAGUGGAAAUAAGUCAAGGACCCCAGUGGAAAUAAGUCAAGGACCCCAGUGGAAAUAAGUCAAGGACCCCAGUGGAAAUAAGUCAAGGACCCCAGUGGAAAUAAGUCAAGGACCCCAGUGAAAAUAAGUCAAGGACCCCAGUGGAAAUAAGUCAAGGACCCCAGUGGAAAUAAGUCAAGGACCCCAGUGGAAAUAAGUCAAGGACCCCAGUGGAAAUAAGUCAAGGACCCCAGUGGAAAUAAGUCAAGGACCCCAGUGGAAAUAAGUCAAGGACCCCAGUGGAAAUAAGUCAAGGACCCCAGUGGAAAUAAGUCAAGACCCCAGUGAAAAUAAGUCAA
Cherax quadricarinatus is the source of this 2262-nucleotide messenger RNA. NCBI's taxonomy places the organism in Eukaryota, Metazoa, Arthropoda, Malacostraca, Decapoda, Parastacidae. The record is from RefSeq and is a predicted model, not a curated record.